UCGCAUGGCUCCGGCUGCUGCUGCUGCUGCUCCCGGGAAGCGCCUGGGCUGGAUCCAGCGGAGAUGUGGACUCCGGGCCGAAGCGUGCAGAACACAGGUGACCAUGCAGAGCUCAUCAGCACAGCUAACCAUGCAGUCCGAGAAUCGAAAAAGAGCACCAGCGUGGACCGUACGGGAGGUACUGGAUCUGAUCGCUAUAUGGGGAGAGGAUUCAGUGCUAGCAGAACUACGUUCCAAAAGACAAAAUGCCAAAACAUUUGAAAAAAAUCUCCAAGGGCAUGAUGGAGAGAGGCCACAAUAGGGACUCACUACAGUGCUGCGUGAAAGUUAAGGAGCUCAGACAAGCCUAUCAAAAAACAAAGGAGGCAAACGGUUGCUCCGGGUCAGAGCCGCAGACAUGCCGCUUCUAUGUUGAACUGCAUGCAAUUCUAGUGGGGGCUGCCACCACUACCCCACCUCUGACUGUGGAUUCCGAGGCGGGGGUAAUCUCAGCCAUGCCUGAGGAUUCUGCGAAUGGGGAAGAGGAGGAGGUGGAGGAGGAUGACGAGCUUGCGGAGAGCACACAGCACUCCGUUCUCCCCAACAGCCAGGAUCUUUUUCUCAGCCUGACUGAAGCACCCUCCCAACCCCCAGACAAUGAGGCCAUGGAAGGGACCUCCGCUGCAAAUUUUUCAAGCCUCCCUCCUCCGUCCCAAAGGCUAUCUCAGAUAAGGCGUCAAAAAAAGAGGACGCGAGAUGAAAUGUUCUCGGAAAUCAUGGAAUCCACCCGCAAUGAAAGAGCUCAUCUGAAUGAGUGGAAGGACACGGUAUCAAAGUACAGGAAAGAUGCCAGUGAAUGUGAGGCCAUGAGGGAUGCUCGAGAUGAGAAGUGGCAGGCUGCAACGCUGGGGCUGCUGCGGGAUCAAACGGACAUGCUCCGGCUGUACGGGGAGACUUUGGCAAACCAGUAAAGUGCCUAAAACCACUUUGGGUUAUUGUUAAAAAGCAACCUAGUCAGCAAGCUGUAAAUUGGCCAGUCAGCAAACUCAGCUUGACCAAGGCAGGAGGGAAGGGGGUUUUGGGGUGCCAUGGAAGGGGCAGCUUGACCCCGCAUCCUUCCUGAUAAGAAUUGUGUUGAAGUUGCUGAUACAUGCAUUUUAAAAGAGCAGGAAUAUCUAUUGGGGUCUCAGAGCUGCAGACUCUGGAAAACCCACACCUGGUUCAUCAAUAAUCAGAAGGAGUCUCUUGCUUGAAACUGCUUACUGGACAAGUUUUCUUUAAGGGACAUGUCACUGUAUUAAGGGGAAAAAGCUUGAGAUAGGUAGGACUCCUUUGGAGGUGGGACUCUUUGGGACUGGCCUGUCCCUCUGGCUGCAUCUUGUGUUCUCCACCGGCAGAUGGGCUGCGACUGUGCCUCUUGAAAUCCACACUCAGCUUUGGUAAUUAUCAAGGGUUGGGGGUGUUUUACUAAUCUUGUUGCGGACGUGUGUAAGUG
This is a messenger RNA of Malaclemys terrapin pileata, 1474 nucleotides long. RefSeq names its product myomegalin-like. The transcript is spliced from 3 exons. The record is from RefSeq and is a predicted model, not a curated record. Gene Ontology annotation, cellular component: microtubule organizing center. Lineage: Eukaryota; Metazoa; Chordata; Testudines; Emydidae. Bases 246 to 950 code for a protein of 234 amino acids.